CCGGGAGAUCUAACUAUCUAUGUAUAACCCAAUAUCAAGAAGAUCUAUUAGUUAUGUAGGAAGAGUACGUGAUUUCUGGAGCAAAGAGGCGUCUUACUACCCGCUUACCGUCAUGAGUAUAGUAUAGUGUGGUGGUGGGGGUUCUACCCCAGUCAAACAUCCAUUGGCUGUACUUGGCCCUGUUAACAGCCCUGUUAGCAGCCCUGUUAGCAGCACUGUACCGGUACUUGGCUCUACCUUAAGCCAACUUCCAGAGCAGCCAAGACAAGCACUGUGGCGGUAUGUGUGUGUGGUAUAUGUGUGUAAUGUAUGUACAUGUACCUACAAGCUUCCCCUCUUCGCCUCCCCCCCGGCAGAUAAGAGCCGCUGCACCCGCUGCUGGUCGAACAUCUUUUUCCAUCCAGGCUCCUGUUCCCAGGCAUAUUACCACCGUAUAAGUGCCGUUUGGAGGAUAUCAUUGACCUGUAUCAGUUUCUCAUCAAGAGGUGAAGAGAAAAUUGAAACGAACAAGAGAGACACUGAGAACGAAAUGAGUAGCCACUCCAGCGACCGCCCCAGCGACCGUCCAGAUCAUCCUCCCGUUUGGGUUCGUGGUGGGCCUCCAUAUUAUUAUACACCUACAAGACCAAAUAUCGUCUCGUCCCCUAGUGAAAAUCUGCGCCGGGCCUCCACAACCUCCUCCAUUUCUUCCUCCCGCGAGAGCACAUCGGGAGGAACCCUCUCUCCACCCCCAAGCCCCACAGCCUCCGCUUCCCAGCCCUCCGGGAUCUCGCACCACUUCACCUUCCCCUCCUUCAGCACUAGCCCACUCUCACAGCAGACAUUCCCACCCCAGCGCCCGCCCUAUAUGGCCCAUCAGCCGCCCGUUCACAGCACCCCUGCCACCGCGGGACUGGGCUCCGGCUCCGGCUCCGGCUCCGGCUCCAGUGCGGAAGCCGAAGCCGAAAACCCCCAACGCCCUAGCUCGUUCCGAAGAAGUAACUCCAUCAGCGGGACGAACCUCUUCUCCAACCUCGCGUCGCAGAAGCGGAAUACGGCGGAUACCAGCUUUGCAUUGCGCAGGGAGCAGUGGCAUGAACAGAAUGUCGGUGCAGGGCCGGACAGGAAGAGGUUCUUUGCGAGUUGGUGGGAUAACUAUGUGAGAGGUAUCUCAAAUCAAAAGCGAUAGGUUUUUGAUUCGUGAUUAUGCAUCGUGCAUGUUUCUGGGGAAGAGAAGUGAAACAGCAAAUGCAGCCAUGAGAACAGUAGUGAAGGAGAGUAAGGCAAGUAACAGCCAGUGAAGACAGCAGAAAAUAUGAAAAAAAAAAGCGUUGUUUGGGGGCGUAUAUGAGUGAAUGAAUUGUGGCCGAGUUUUCUUAUUUUCAUUUCUUUCCUUUCCCCCUUUUUGAUGAUCUCUUUGGAAAAUUUCUACAACUUCCGACAAACUCCUACUGUCAGACACGUUGCUGCGCGGAAAUGUUCAUUUAUCCGCAACGGGGUUUUAAAAUCCGAACCUUUUGAAGAUUGUUUGAAGUAGAAAAAGGAGAGAGAUUAGCAUGUAGGGAGCAAUGAAUGUUGGCUGAAACCAGGUUGCCAGGCGAUGCAGUUAGGUCGAUGAGGUGUGCCAGACUGAUCUGUGGAUAUAUUAUGAUACGGGAGGGAAUACGCAAUUAUUUUCCCUGUUUCUUCUUUGGUGGUUUGCGGACUGGCAAUGUCUGUAUGUCUGUAUGUAUUUAAUUCAAUAUGAACCCUUUUGAACGAGA
Messenger RNA from Blastomyces dermatitidis ER-3, 1742 nucleotides. RefSeq lists its product as uncharacterized. The transcript is spliced from 5 exons. NCBI's taxonomy places the organism in Eukaryota, Fungi, Ascomycota, Eurotiomycetes, Onygenales, Ajellomycetaceae. The record is from RefSeq and is a predicted model, not a curated record. The coding region runs from base 530 to 1168 and encodes 212 amino acids.